GUUCCCCUGCCCCCCAACUUAACAACUGAAAUGUAAGGAGGAUUGAGCAGAUAGGAUAUAAGGUACAACGCACCACUAACCACUUACACCUUCCUAUCACCAUGCACCCAACACUGGUACUUACCCUCUGCUUCAUCACUGGGAUCAAAGCUCCCCCAGUUCAGCCUUCCACUUCCUGCUCGGCCCCCUGUGAUUGGACUCCAUGGAUCAACGUGGACAGGCCGACCAACAAAACUGAUGGCGGAGACUUUGAGACGCUGGAUAGAAUCAGAGAGGCGGGAUACCGUAUCUGCCAGGCACCAUGGGGAAUUCAUUGUCGUUCCGUCCGAUUCCCAUAUGUCCCCUUCAAUGAGCUUAAGGAUGUGGCCGAGUGCAGGGCUAGUAAUGGCCUGACCUGCUCUAACCAGGACAAUGGGGGGGAAUGCCUGGAUUAUGAGGUGCAGUUUUUGUGCUGCCCCUGUCACCAGAUAUCCAAUUCCCCAGAGAAAAGAACCCCACCACCUCUGGAAGAAAGUACAGGCAGUGCAGACAAUAAUUCCCAGAAGCCAAAUUGUUACUGGUCCCAGUGGUUUAACGUCUACAGGCCAACAUCAGGCCCAGAUGGUGGAGACUUUGAGACUUUUGAGAACAUAAGGGCUGAAGGGCAUGCUGUAUGUAGUGCACCUCAAGCAGUGAGUUGUAGGCUAGCCAGAUUUCCCUAUAUCCCCUUGGAUCAACUGUCCUACACUCAGGAAUGUGGGGUUUCUCUAGGCUUGGUUUGUGAAAAUAAAAAUCAAGGGAAUGACAGCUGCUUGGAUUACGAGAUCAAGAUUUUAUGCUGCACUUACGAUAACCCCACUGGUGCACCAUUGAUAGAUCCCUCCAUAUUGGGUCAAAAAGGCCAGUUGGUUAAUGCUACAGAAGCCACAAAAAUUACUACAACAGUGCUCUCUAAUAAUAAUCCUGAAGCUACUCCACUAUUUGAUAAACAAGAAACCUCAUCUGGCAUGGAAGAAGUCUUCUCUCCUGUGCCUCCUGCAUCAAUCGCUACAACAUUGUCCCCCAAUAACAAUCCUGAAGUUACUCCACUAUUUGAUGAACAAGGAAGCUCAUAUGGCAUGGAAGAAGUCUUCUCUCCUGUGCCUCUGGCAUCAAUCGCUACAACAGUGUCCCCCAAUAACAAUCCUGAAGUUACUCCACUAUUUGAUGAACAAGGAAUCUCAUCUGGCAUGGAAGAAGUCUUCUCUCCUGUGCCUCUGGCAUCAAACGCUACAACAGUGUCCCCCAAUAACAAUCCUGAAGUUACUCCACUAUUUGAUGAACAAGGAAUCUCAAAUGGCAUGGAGAAAGUCUUCUCUCCUGUGCCUCUGGCAUCAAUCGCUACAACAGUGCCCCCCAAUAACAAUCCUGAAGUUACUCCACUAUUUGAUGAACAAGGAAGCUCAUCUGGGAUGGAAGAAGAUGUUUCCACAAAAGUUAAGAUGACAGUGUUCCCCAACAAUAAUGAAACUACUCCAGUAUUUGAAGAACAAGGAAGCUCAUCUGGCAUGGAAGAAGUCUUUUCUCCUGAGCCUUUGGCAUCAAUCACUACAACAGUGCCACCCAAUAACAAUCCUGAAAGUUCUCCACUGUUUGAAGAACAAGGAAGCUCAUCAGGGAUGGAAGAAGUCUUUUCUUCUGUACCUUCCACAAUUACAAUGACAGUGCUCCCUGAUAAUACUACUCCAUCUGGCAUGGAAGAACUCAACUCUCCUGAGCCUUCGACAACAAUUACUAUACGAGUUCACUCCAAAAAGUCAUUUGAUGUAAGCUCAUUGCUUAAACCUUAUACUCCCAUAUUUUUCAUUGAUCCCAUAUAUUCACCUACAGAAAAACCAAUUGAUGAACCUCUAGAAAAAAAAGAGGAGUAUCCUAUGCCUUCUUCCCCAAUUAGAAUCACAUUUCCAACUGACUAUAUUCUUGAUGGGUCAGGAAAUUCGAUAGACAUAAUAGACAUGGUUGAUAACCUUACGGAGCAGGAGAAUGCUCAGCCAACUAAUUCCACAGAUACUGUUUAGAGCAGGUGUCCACCAUCUUUGAUCCGACCCAAUUACCAGAAUAAGAAUAAUUUCUUGGAGACAAGAAUGAACGGAAGGUUUGGCACUGGGCAUUGGGAGUGUUGGCCAGUAAAGAAGAUCAGAUAAGGUGUUACUGGUAAAACAAAGGCAAUCCUUAACGUUCAAUGUUUAAUUGCCUUGGUUAAAAUACUUGAUACCAUUUUUUCUUAUUGGAUCAACCCCUGUAUGUUUAUUUAUGGCUCUGUGCAUGCAAUGGACUGCAACCGAAUUUACUGUACAAUAAAAACACUGGUCACUAGACCAGGAUUCAGGGAUGGGGACUAUGUACAUUUCCUGCUGAAUUUGUUUAAUAAAUAAUCUGUCUGAAUUGUUUGAAAAAAA
Xenopus laevis (African clawed frog) is the source of this 2417-nucleotide messenger RNA. RefSeq names its product mucin-5B-like. NCBI's taxonomy places the organism in Eukaryota, Metazoa, Chordata, Amphibia, Anura, Pipidae. Bases 102 to 2036 code for a protein of 644 amino acids. The transcript has 3 exons. The record is from RefSeq and is a predicted model, not a curated record.